AUGAAGUCUACAGAAGAAAGAAGCCGUUUCAAGAAUCAUUUUUUCAAACUUGGUCAAGGCAGGAUAAUACCACUUGAAAAAGAAGAUUAUUGGGAAGUAUAUUGGAAAUAUCCAGAAUGCUCGAAUGAUGUAUUUGAAGUUUUGACAGUUUUCGAUGUGCAGACCAUAAGAGACCAAAAUCUAGCCAAUUUCAUUCUAUUAGUUCGAGUUCUUUCUAUCAAACUAAUUGAUUUAAGAAAUUCUCCCAAUUUUCCUUUCACGACUCCCACCACUGCUUUAGAGACGUUGAAUUGUGUGAGAAUGCUUACAAAGAUCUUACCGAUUCUAUACGAGCUUCCUAAUUAUACAAGCGAGCUUGAAGAUAUAGUUUUUUGGAAAGAAACUUACAAUCCAAUAGAAAUUGCAACCAAUAAAUUUCAAGCAAAGAAUGACUUGCAUGGUGAAUCGAAGUACUCUGAUAAGCUGAAAAUAUUAGCUAUCACUUUAAUGAAUGUUUCACUAGAUCUUUUAUUUAUCAACGGUUUCACAUUGAUUGCUCCCAAAUCAAACAAAGUUCCAUCAGAAGACAGAAAAGCAUUAACUUUAUGGGAGCCUGGUAUCGGUUCUUCUGCAAAAUAUAACACAACAAAUCUUAUAAUAGAUAGUAAUAGAGCUCAUAUACUCAAGUUCAUCUUGACCCUUAUAUCUACGUCUUUUUACAUGGCACCAUCGCAUAUUAUUUCCAAUGGAUCAAGAUUUCUCACCUUGCUUGUUGCAACAACCCCGAGGGUUGAACUAUUGACAUUGGUAUGCUCUUUAUUCAACUUGAUCUGUCGUUCUGCUCGAAGCUCUUCAGACGAAAACGGUUUGCUCUACAAUAAUCCACAACUUACAAAAAUGAGACAUUUAUGCAUAACUUAUUCAGCUCAACUUUUAACUACAAUGAUAGUAUAUCCAGUUCCAUCGCAUUUUAAUACUCGCAUUUUAUUUGAUUACGAUUUGAUCUCAACUCCUAAGCCUUAUAAUAUGGCAAGAUUAUACGUUGGGAAAUUACAUAAGGAAAGUGAAAUAUUAUUUUUGGCAUCUUAUUUAAUGAAUAUCUUGAGAACUCCUUUACAGCAUGCUAAGGAUUCUGAUAAUGCCAAAUUUUCCUUAAACAUUAAAGGAAAUCAGCCUUCUUUAUGGGCAACUGAAUGUGUCAUUUUACUUUGGGAAUUGUUCCAGUGUAAUAAAUCAUUUAAAGCUUUGGCCGGCCAAAGAUAUACCCAAGAAAUAACUGUCAAUUUAUUAUUCUAUAUAGUCACUUAUCAUGAUGUUCCCGCUCACAGAAACUUAGUUCGGGUAUCAUCUUACUUUUUGUUAUACUUGACGUCUUAUGAAUCUUUAAUGAAGCUCAUUGUUCAACCCAUUGGUAUCACGUCUUACGAAAUACUACCGAAUUCUUUCAAGACAAAACCUCGUCCAACAACCUUUCGAGAUUUUCUUGUGAUUCAAAUCUGCCAAGUACUCCUUUCAAUAACACCCGCGUCUUCGAAUACUAAUUCCAAUACGGUACCUUCUCAUACUAAAAAGCAUCCUCCCAAUGUCCUUUCUACAACUCUAGUGGAAAUUUUAUAUAACUUAAUUCCUAUAAUUGAUGAAGAGAUACCAAGUUCUGAUUCUCCACUCAGAAAACUCGGAAAUGCUAACCCGGGUGGUGGGAUUUCAUAUACCGCUGCAUCUUCCAUAACUCAACUUAUAAUACGAUUCCUGACCAAGCACUUUCUCACAGAAUAUACUUUUCAUACUGACCUACUAGCAUUGAUUUUUAGAGCAGUUUGUAUAGCUGGUGUCAAAUUUCCUAAAUCAUCCAGAAUGUUACUUUUCUGUAUAUUGAAAAACGAAAAGGUCUACGACUUGGUGUGGAAUACUAUAUUUAGUUUGGACUCCUCACCUCCUCACCGUUUGAAUGCAAUAAAUGAUGAAGAUGAAGAUCAAGAAGAAAGUUUGUCAAGAGUUGAAUCUCAUAAAUCCGAUCAACUCUCGAUAACUCCUCUGAUACCCAAGUCAGAUUUUGAAAUGUCAGAAUCUGAAUUUAUUCAAAGUUUGAGUGAACCACCAUCCUCAAGAAAUUCUAUUUCCAGCGGUGCAGGUAUCCCCACGAAUGAUUUUAAAGAGAACUAUCUGAAUCAUUCUUUUGACUCGGAGACUGAGGCAAUAGAGGCAUCUUUGAGGCCGAGACCUCCCAUUGGAAUGACCCCGAAGCUGCGAGAAAAAUUGCCCAAGGAUUCACUGUUACAGAGAUCAUGGGGUGGUAAUGAUGCAUUAAGAAUAAUACUCACUAUCAUCAUUCCGCAUUUGAAAUUGGCCUUGAAAGACUCUUGGUCUAGUAGAGAAGGAUCUAAUAUUGAUAGUUACCUCUUAGUGAAGCAAAUAGAAGCCAUCAAUUUUGAUCAACUUUACGAAGAGUAUAAAAGCCAAAUAAAUUAUGAUUUCUCCCCAAAUAUUCCUUUCGAACCUUUGAAAUUUUCUUGGAGCCAUCUUUCGCUUGGCUGGUAUACGUCAUUAUUGUAUGGCAGAAUCUAUAACUCAAUAGAGAAUGUUAAUGCUUUUGUGGGUGCUAAUGGGAAUAUAAUGAAAAAUCUUUCCAGUUCUUUAGCUUCAUUUAGUAAAUUGACUUCUGGCUGGUCAAAUAUCACCAAAUCCAAUUCUGAAGAGUCAGGUAAUGAAUCACCAGAAGUUAACGCUUGGGUUGUAGAUUCAUUAACAAGCACCAACAAUUGGGCACAAACGUCUAUCAAGCUUUUUAAAAUAGAAUAUGCACAUAGAGACUCCUUUUUCCCAAUAGAAAAAGGAUUUGGAAUAGGUAAUAAUUCGACUCCAGGGACUCCAGGUGGCGUUAAUGAUAUGACUAAUUCCUUGGUCAGACGUUUCAGUGACUUCAGGAUGAACAAUACAAGUAGAAAUAGUAUUUCAUCGGCACAUUCGGUCAAUGCAAUGAUUAACACUCCAAUUGAAGAACAAGAAUCGGCUUUUGGUAAGAUAACACCAAGAAAUUCGGUAACCUCUUUGCAAUCACUAAAUGCCAUAAAUAGAUCAAGAACCAAUACUCCCAGAAAUUCAAUGAGUAUGUGA
Molecule: messenger RNA, 3093 nt
Organism: Hyphopichia burtonii NRRL Y-1933
Lineage: Eukaryota; Fungi; Ascomycota; Pichiomycetes; Serinales; Debaryomycetaceae
Exons: 2
Coding region: 1-3093 (1030 amino acids)
Cellular component (GO): Golgi medial cisterna; Golgi trans cisterna; membrane
Source: RefSeq, a predicted model, not a curated record